UCUAACUGAAUAUUGCAUCUAAAAAAUCGCAGUAAGAGAAGAGCACAUGACCUUAUUUAUGAAUGGCACCUCUAUAAAUUCUGUCUGGACUCAUUAACGGUGGAUUUCUCACCGGAAUGUUUAGGCCCGUGCGCAAUGUUGUUGGGACAGCUUGCCACUACAGCCACACGUUUGCUUUGAUGUUUUUACAAUGUUUGUCCAGUUGCUUAGUGCAUGGUGUUGCUUCAUAAGAGUUUCAGACACUGGACGAGCAUGGGGGCGGUCAGAGGGGCUGCCCUUUCCACCUCCAUUCACACUAUGAAAGGCUGAUGUUGCGUCUUUCUCUCUCAUUGUGCACUUGCGUUCGCUUAUUUCGCUGUUCGGGGAAAUCGACCUGAAUGGGAGUUUGUCUAUUGACGCAAGGGUUUUUGUUUUGAUUAUUAAGGCGCAUAUUCCAAGCAAAACAACUGGGAUUUUAUGGCUUUUCUGGAGUAAAUUGGAAUAUAUUCUGCUCAGUGGAAGUCCAGCGCAUACCCGUCUUAAUCCUUGAGAUUGCAACCUCCCUGUGCGCUGCAAACUGAUCUUCACAACGUUUACGCACAAAAUGGACGACCACGUUUAACAAUGGAAUUUUAACUUACUUCGAAUUAAAGGACUUAAGGACCUGAAGGAGGAAUGGAUUUACUCGGUGGGCAACUCAUGCAAAAGAGUCAUUAUGUAUAAAUACCCUCUAAAACUUUCGGAGGAUAGAUGUAUAAAGAGUCAAAUUUGGCAUGAUGCAUCUAACUCAAAUAAACUAGUAUUACGCUGGAUACGUGCGUAUUUCUUCAUGUUAUGCGUUUGCAAAGUACCAGAACUUUCUUUGUGUGCAAGUGUGGCAGGAUCCAAAGUUGAACACGAAGGAUUUUGUCCCAACAAGCUGAAUUCAAAUCUGUGGGUUGAUGCGCAAAGCACCUGCGAGAGAGAAUGCGAGGUCGACGAGGACUGUGCUGGCUUUGAGAAGUGCUGCACCAACGUGUGUGGCCUCAACAGCUGUGUGGCUGCGCGUUUCUCAGAUGGCACCCCUGCCCAGCCAGACGGCCAGGGAGGAGGAGAAGGAGGUGAUGCCCCAGCCAUCACGGCUACCUGUGAGGGCUUCAUCUGCAGCCAGCAGGGAGCAAUAUGUGACAUCUGGGACGGACAGCCUAUCUGCAAGUGCCAGGACCGGUGUGAGAAAGAGCCCAACUUUACCUGUGCUUCAGACGGCCUCACUUACUUCAACCGCUGCUACAUGGACGCAGAGGCCUGCAUCAGAGGGGUGACUUUAACUGUGGUCGCCUGCCGCUUCUACCUAGCUGGGCCCAACACCAGCCCACUUCCGCAGGACACCACGGCUAACCCCACCCCUACAUCCUUGCCGGAGGACCCCUUACCCCCCACACUGUACUCCAACCCUCAUCACCAGUCCAUCUACGUGGGAGGCACAAUCAGCUUUCACUGUGACGUCGUUGGAGUCCCACGACCUGACGUGACCUGGGAGAAGCAGAGUGAGAGGCGUGAACGUCUGGUCAUGAGGCCUGACCAGAUGUAUGGCAAUGUUGUUAUCACCAACAUCGGUCAGCUUGUAAUCUACAAUGCCCAGGUGUGGGAUACAGGUAUCUACACGUGCAUUGCCCGGAACUCUGUCGGAGUUCUUCGAGCAGAUUAUCCGCUGUCUGUCAUCCGGCGGGCUGAUGAUGAUUUCUCUGAGGACCCUGAGAUGCCCAUGGGGCGGCCCUUCUCCCCAGCAGACUGCCUGGCUGAAGUAGAUGUGAGAGUGUGCAGUAGUGAGCGCCAUGUUGAUUGGUAUUAUGACGGUAAGCUGGGUUCCUGCAUGGCCUUCAGCAAUGGUGGAUGUGAUGACAGCCGCAACAGAUUUGAGACUUUCGAAGAGUGCAAGGCAUCCUGUCAGAGGGAGGGGAUGGGGAUCUGCUCCUUGCCUGCAGUCCAGGGUCCAUGCAAGGCCUGGGAACCACGAUGGGCCUGGAACUCCGUCAUGAAACAGUGCCAAGCCUUUAUUUAUGGUGGCUGCCAUGGGAACGCGAACAGUUUCCCCACCAAGAAGGAGUGUGAGGCUAACUGCCCUCAAGCCAAAAAGAAACCAUGUAAGACGUGCCGGGUGAAAGGAAAAAUGGUGCCAAGCAUAUGUCGGAGUGACUUUGCCAUUGUGGGGCGUCUGACAGAGCUGGUGGAGGAUCUGGACUCUGGGUUAGCCCGCUUCAGCCUGGAGGAGGUCCUGAGGGAUGAAAAGAUGGGCUUGACUUUCUUUAACACCAAACACCUUGAGGUGACUAUUGCCAAGAUAGACUGGAGCUGCCCCUGCCCAAACAUCACCAUGGAGGAGAACCCUCUGCUGGUGAUGGGCGUUGUGCAGGAUGGCAUGGCCAUCAUUCAGUCGGACAGCUACGUGAGAGCUAUAACCGAACGCAGACUCAAAAAGAUACGAGAGAUUCUGGGCAAAAAGACUUGUGAGGCAUUGUGAAAGUCCAUUGACUCAAACCUGUUAGGACUGGCAUCUCAACUGUAACAUGGAGAGCUGAUACACUGUGCAAAAAGAACGAAACAGAAAUACGUUCAAAGUGUGUUUUCAUGAAAUUAUGGAAGGUCAUUUGUGUAUUCAUUACAGCACAGGUUGUUUACAUUCCAAAUGUGUUGAGUCCUGAAGCAGAAAUGCUCCUUUUUUAAAGUUUAUAUUUUUCCUUUGUA
Notolabrus celidotus (New Zealand spotty) is the source of this 2703-nucleotide messenger RNA. RefSeq names its product WAP, follistatin/kazal, immunoglobulin, kunitz and netrin domain containing 1 (gene wfikkn1). The coding region runs from base 695 to 2479 and encodes 594 amino acids. Gene Ontology annotation, molecular function: serine-type endopeptidase inhibitor activity; protein binding. The transcript is spliced from 2 exons. Gene Ontology annotation, cellular component: extracellular region. Lineage: Eukaryota; Metazoa; Chordata; Actinopteri; Labriformes; Labridae. The record is from RefSeq and is a predicted model, not a curated record.